AUGGAUUUUCCUUACAGUCUACCACUACUCCUAAGAAAGCAAAUAAAGGUAUUGAAGGUGCAUUACAGAAAAUAUAAGUUGCUCCGUGGGAGGCUUUUGGUUUGGUGUUUGAACCCCUUGAACGUGGUCUUGAGCUCAAUAUUUAUAGGAGGAGUCCUGGAGGGCCAAUCGAGGCUGAAAAAGAUCUGCCUGGUGACCUUGAAAAAUAUCUGCAUGGUGGAGCCUGAUCGAGGCAAGUGGGUAGUCAAAUCGGCAUUUGGGAUUGUGAAGCAUGGUGGUAUGACCCCCAUAAAUCUCGGCAAAUCUCGGCCACCGCCCUGA
Messenger RNA from Prunus armeniaca (apricot), 321 nucleotides. Lineage: Eukaryota; Viridiplantae; Streptophyta; Magnoliopsida; Rosales; Rosaceae. The record is from the annotation of a GenBank genome assembly.